Molecule: messenger RNA, 1857 nt
Organism: Lucilia sericata (common green bottle fly)
Lineage: Eukaryota; Metazoa; Arthropoda; Insecta; Diptera; Calliphoridae
Product: ionotropic receptor 75a-like
Source: RefSeq, a predicted model, not a curated record
AUGUGGCCCAUAAAUCAGCUAAAAUUGGAUGGUGAUUUAGAGGGACGUAUUUUAUCGCAUGAAAAUUCCCAUGUGGCCAUUUAUUUUGAUAUGAAUUGUUUGAAAUCGGGGGAUAUAUUACGAAAGGCGAGCGAGGAAAAGUUAUUCAAGCAAUAUUUCCAUUGGCUAAUAUAUGAUCCUUCAGCAGAUUUAAAAAAAUUCAAGGUUCUUUUCAAACAUUUUAAUUUGUCGGUAGAUGCCGAUGUUACUUUGGUCCAGCCUAAUGCGAGGUUUUUAAAUUCUGCUAUAAAUUCUUCUUAUAUUUUAUAUGAUGUUUAUAAUAAUGGUUAUUCUUUGGGAGGAAAAUUAAAUGUGACCGUAGAUCGGGAGUUAAUAUGUUCUCGGGAGAAAUGUGUUCUGAAACAAUAUUUAUCUACUUUAUAUGAAAGAUCAAAGUGUGAAAAUCGUUGGUAUUUGAGAGAUAUAACCAUGAGGUUAUCUACAGUGGUCACCGGCGUUCCCUUAAAGGCUCCGCAAAAUGAACUCUUGGACCAUUUAAGUUCUACUAAAGAGAAACAUAUUGACGCAGUAGCCAAGUAUGGUUUUCAGUACAUGAUGAUUUUAAAAGAGAAUCUGGAAUGCGACUUUCAUUACAAUUUCACCAGUAUAUGGAGUCGUACCGAAAUCAGUGGUGGUUGUAUUGGUGCUAUCGGUAUAGAUAACUCGGCCGAUCUCGCUUCGUCGCCUUUUAUUCCCACUAACAAACGUUUGCAGUAUACGCAAUCCUUAACUGAAUUAGGUUCUUUUCGACAUGUUUGCAUUUUUCGUACGCCCCACAAUGCUGGUAUACAGGGUGCUGUAAUUCUCGAACCAUUUUCAGUAAACGUAUGGAUCUUAUUCGGAGCCAUGUUAAUGUUAAUAGCUAUUCUAUUAAAGUUGACAUUUUUAUUGGAAUUUCAUCGCAUGAAAACUGUGCUGGGUUUUGUUCCCUCAUUUCUCACCACUUGUUUGAUUUCAUUAGGUUCGGCCUGUUAUCAGGGUAGUUUCCUAAUACCCAGUUCCAUAGGUGGACGCAUAGUAUUCAUAACUAUGACUUUUAACAUUAUCAUAUACAAUUAUUAUACCUCGAUAGUUGUUGCUAAAUUGUUAGCUUCACCGCUUAAAUCGAAUAUUAAGACGUUGGCCCAGUUGGCCGAUAGUAACUUGGAAGUCGGCCUAGAACCUGCACCCUACACAAAGUCGUAUUUGAAUUAUUCAACAUUAUCCGAUGUCCAACGUUUUGCACACAAUAAAAUCGAUUCCAAGCAUGAUCCUGAUAGUGUUUGGAUGAAUGUUGACGAUGGCCUUCGGCGGGUGCGUGAAGAACACGGCUUUGUUUAUGUCAUAGAUGCUAUUACCGGUUAUGAUUUAAUAGAAAAAUCCUAUACAGCAGAAGAGAUUUGUGAUCUCAAUGAAAUACCUUUCAGACCCGAACAGCCUUUGUACCAGCAUUUGCCGAAGAACUCUUCGUACGGGGAAAUUAUUAAAUUGAAACAAUUGCGCAUUAUGGAAUCCGGAGUCUAUAGACGCCAUUCCCACCUGUGGUUGAAGAAAUUGAAUUGUUAUUUAUCGAAUAGUUUUUCGGUGCAAGUUGGUUUGGAAUACACCGCUCCCUUAUUUAUGAUGAUGGUAGCGGCUUAUAUUUUGGCGUUUGUCCUAAUGUUCCUGGAAAUUAUGUGGUUCAACUAUCAGAAAAAAUCUAUGAACCGUGAUAGUUCAGAUAUGAAAAAAAUUCUAGAGGAAGAGGGAGCGUUCGAAGUUGUGAGAGAUUUCAAAGAAAAUUUUACAUUUUUAAAGGCACCAAGUUUUUGUAGCACUUUCGUAUGUUUAAGAUUUUAA